This is a messenger RNA of Rhagoletis pomonella (apple maggot), 772 nucleotides long. Its product is annotated as male accessory gland serine protease inhibitor-like. NCBI's taxonomy places the organism in Eukaryota, Metazoa, Arthropoda, Insecta, Diptera, Tephritidae. Gene Ontology annotation, molecular function: serine-type endopeptidase inhibitor activity. The transcript is spliced from 2 exons. The coding region runs from base 67 to 345 and encodes 92 amino acids. The record is from RefSeq and is a predicted model, not a curated record.
GCGCGGAGCGAAGAAAAACACAUCUGAACUGCAGUCGCGCAAAACUGUUGCAAUAAAAUUUUGGUUAUGAAAUUCAUUAUUGCUAUUUCGGCUAUUUUUGCGUUGAUCGCCUGUACGCGGGCUCUCAAGGAUGGCAAGUUUGAAAACAGUGUAUUUUAUGCUCACAUUUGCGGUCAACCGCCUAAAGCCAACGGUGAUGGGUUAAUCGAGUGUGCUACUUAUAUACCCUCAUGGAUCUACGAUGCCAGCAGAAAUGAAUGCUUGCUUUUUGUUUAUAACGGCUGUGAAGGAAACGACAAUCGUUUCGGUACAAUGGAAGAAUGCGAGCAAAAGUGCAGGGAAUAAAGGGAUACACUACAUAUUUUCUACAGUUUGAAUAAUUUUGUUGGAUACUAUGGAGAAGUGUCAUCGCAGUUUAUGUACCUGCCUGUGAUUUCGAAAUAAAAGUAUUUUCCUUAGCUCAGGUGAUGCAAAUAAUAUGCGAGUAUUUACGAAGAGAUUAGAGGACCGAAUUCGUCGGCGAGCAGAAAAUGGCCCACAGUGUUAUUUGUCUUUUUAUAUAUGGUAGCCGAUGAAUUUUGCCACAUUUUAGAUGAAUUUGCUUCAUUUUACUUCAUUUUGUUCUCGGUGUUAAAAGCUAUGUUUACGACUUGUAUUCUGCAAUGCACGUCUGAUUUAUAGAAAACAGGUUUCUUGUGUACUCAACAAUGAAUUUUCAAAAAUCAACGGUAUUUUGUAGUCACUUCAAACUUGCAUUUUAUUACACUAAAAU